Messenger RNA from Equus quagga, 2700 nucleotides. RefSeq names its product MAX interactor 1, dimerization protein (gene MXI1). Gene Ontology annotation, molecular function: RNA polymerase II cis-regulatory region sequence-specific DNA binding; protein dimerization activity; DNA-binding transcription factor activity, RNA polymerase II-specific. Bases 196 to 1071 code for a protein of 291 amino acids. The transcript is spliced from 6 exons. NCBI's taxonomy places the organism in Eukaryota, Metazoa, Chordata, Mammalia, Perissodactyla, Equidae. Gene Ontology annotation, biological process: regulation of transcription by RNA polymerase II. The record is from RefSeq and is a predicted model, not a curated record.
AGACCCACUGCGAGACCGACACACACUCACACACACUCAAACACACAACCGCACGCAGCGAGGCUCGGGAAGUCAGGUCGCCUCCUCGCCUCGGCGCCUCCUCCGCUCCAGCCAGCCGGUCUCCCCCGGGGCCCUGAGCUCGGCCGGGCCGCGCAGCCCCAUCAAAGGACGAGCUCCGCGGACCCCGGUCCCUCCAUGGGCAAACGCGGGCGGCCGCGCAAGGAGGCGCGCUGCGAGGGCGCGGGGCAGGUCCCCGCCGCGCCCCCGGCCGUGGCCGCGCCCCAGCCCCCGGCCCAGGCCGAGGAGCCCGCGGGGGCCAAGCUCAGGUGCCCCUUCUCGGACAUUUUCAACACCAGCGAGAACUCGAUGGAGAAGCACAUCAACACUUUUCUGCAGAACGUGCAGAUUCUGCUCGAGGCCGCCAGCUACCUGGAGCAGAUCGAGAAAGAAAACAAAAAGUGUGAACAUGGCUACGCCUCAACGUUCCCCUCCAUGCCGAGCCCCCGGCUGCAGCAUUCAAAGCCCCCGCGGAGGUUGAGCCGGGCACAGAAACACAGCAGCGGGAGCAGCAACACCAGCACUGCCAACAGGUCUACGCACAAUGAGCUGGAAAAGAAUCGACGAGCUCAUCUGCGCCUGUGUUUAGAACGCUUAAAAGUUCUGAUUCCACUAGGACCAGACUGCACCAGGCACACAACACUUGGUUUGCUCAACAAAGCCAAAGCACACAUUAAGAAACUUGAAGAAGCUGAAAGGAAGAGCCAGCACCAGCUAGAGAACUUGGAACGAGAACAGAGAUUUUUAAAGCGGCGACUGGAACAGCUGCAGGGUCCUCAGGAGAUGGAGCGAAUACGAAUGGACAGCAUUGGAUCCACUAUUUCUUCAGAUCGUUCUGAUUCAGAGCGAGAGGAGAUUGAAGUGGAUGUUGAAAGCACAGAGUUCUCCCAUGGAGAAGUGGACAAUAUCAGUACCACCAGCAUCAGUGACAUUGAUGACCACAGCAGCCUGCAGAGUAUUGGGAGUGACGAGGGUUACUCCAGUGCCAGUGUCAAACUUUCGUUCACUUCCUAGAACCCAGCAUGACAACAGUGCAGGGCAAAAUAUUCACUGGGCCAAUUCAAUCCAAACAAUCUCCUAAAUUGGGUUCAUGAUACAGUCUCCUCUUUAAAACUAAACAAAACUAUACUUGAACAAAAGGGUCAAAAGACCUCUAUUUAAGUAAAUACUUAGCAAAAAGUGGGGCAGAGCCUCCCCAGCAGAACAAAUAUUCAUAAUAUUCAUAUUUGAAAAUCACAAUUUCUAAUGGCAGCAGAAAACUUGUGUGAAGUUUUCUUUAUUUGAUUUAGUUGAUUUGAAAGAGGACAUUGGAGAUUCCAUCCUCUUUUUCUUUUCUAGUUUGCUCAUACCGCAUUGAGUAAACACACUUAAGGUUGGGAUUAUGAACCCUUCCUGAGCUUUAUGGUCCUAAAAACAAACAAAAUCAAACCUAUAGUAAUGACAAGACAAGAUAAUCAGGCAUUAAUCUUGGAUAGCUAAAGAGCUAUUAAAACUCAGCCUGGGACAGCUUAUCAUGAAGCCUGUGGAUGAUCAAUUCUUAAAAAAAAAAAAAAAAAGCUCAUUUCAUGCUCUGCCAAAGGAGAGACUCCCAUGAAGCCUUUUGAAAGGGAUCAUCAUGCAGCUCAGCUUUCUGUUGGAUUCCAUGCUAAGCAAGCUAACCUUAUCCUGCAUUGUUAGCACUAGGGCACCCAACCGCCAGCUCAACAGUCAGCUGCUCUUAGGCUCUUGGGCAGCAUGGGGCAGUCUGUACAUGACAGCCUCUACCACACAGGGCCUGAGUUUGGAUUGAGGGGCCAGAAGGAAAAAGCUUCACAUGCCUCUGUGUCUGCGUGGGCCAGAAGAGUUGUGCACGCAGAUUAGCAGGCCAAGGUCUGAGCCACAGCAGCAUUUUUAUUUCAGAUUUUGAUAACUGUUUGUAUGUGUUGAAAACCAAAAUGACAUCUUUUUAAAGCUUGUCCAUAAAAACAUAGAUGUCUUUUAUAGUGGAAAAACACAUGGGAAAAAAUCAUCUAUUUUGAUGCAGCAUUUGAUAAUGAUAACACCUCACACCUCACUCUUUAUAGUGCACAAAAUAAAUGAGGUCUGGGCUACGUAGAAAAAAGGUCAAUGCUGUUUUUGUUUUGUUUUAGAAUCAUUACCUUUUACCAGCUUUUAACCAUCUGAUAUCUAUAAUAGACACACUAUCAUAGUUAACAUAGUUAAGUUUGGCACUUGUCUCAUUUUAAUGUAAAGAUUUGCUUCCGUUCUCCUACGGGCUGUCUCUCUCUUCCUCACAAUCCCGCUGUGCAGGUGCUAUUGUUGCUCUUAUCAAUAUUUUCAGAAACGUUAUUUUCUUUUAAGUGAAAUUUCUAGCCUGCACUUUGAUGUCAUGUGUUCACUUUGUCUUUCAAACUCCAAGGUUUCCCCCUGGCCCUCUCCCUUACCCCAGGAAGCCUUCUUGGAGACCUUACCCCUGGAUCUUUGGACUUUGUAUACUUUAAAUAAUUUAACUACCCUUAAUUACUUAAAAAAAAAAAGCUUUAUGAUUUUCAUAACUUAUUGCUGAUUUUAAUGGGUUGUUAAUUUCAGUCCUGUAGUUUUAUUUUGUUUUAGAUAGGGCUGGGCAAGGAAAAAGAAAAUAAAGACAACCAUAUUUAGCAGUGA